Achroia grisella is the source of this 831-nucleotide messenger RNA. RefSeq lists its product as uncharacterized. NCBI's taxonomy places the organism in Eukaryota, Metazoa, Arthropoda, Insecta, Lepidoptera, Pyralidae. Bases 1 to 831 code for a protein of 276 amino acids. The record is from RefSeq and is a predicted model, not a curated record. The transcript is spliced from 3 exons.
AUGGCUGUCGAGCACAACCGCGGCCACUACACGGUCGGCGUAUUUCUCGAUAUAGAGAAGGCGUUCGACCGUGUGUGGCACGACGGUUUGGUGUCGAAAUUGCUCGACACCAACACGCCCCGGCUCGGCGAGCGACUUAAACAGUCCUCCCACGACUCCCUCAGCCGGCUGCUGGGAAGCAGCCGGCUGAGGCUUUACCGGCCGGCCGGCAGGCCGGCCGGUAAACGAACGACGCUGGGGUGGCACACCCCAGCAGUACGCCCGGGCAAAGAGCAUAUGCUCGAGGCCCGCACCCGGCGGUCCUUACGGAAGCCAGAUGUGACUCACAGAGUUAAUGUGUCUUGGCAGAAGUGGAGAUCACUAACCGGAGUCCUAUGCGACCCUCGCAUGCCUGUGCGAACUAAGGGUAAAAUCUAUAGGACAGCGGUGAGGCCGGCUAUGUUGUACGGAGCAGAAUGUUGGCCAAUAAAGGGGACACUUGUACAAAAGCUUCAUACCACCGAGAUGAAAAUGCUGCGGUGGUCUAGUGGAGUCACGAGACUAGAUAGGGUGCGAAAUGAAUACAUCCGCGGUAGUUUCAAAGUGGCCCCAAUAACGGAGAAACUUACCGAAAGCCGUCUCAGAUGGUAUGGCCAUGUAAUGCGUAGUGACGAGGAUUACGUGGUCAAAAAAGGCUUAAAACUACCCGAAUGCAAAAGAGGUAGAGGACGUCCUCCAGCCACCUGGUGGACCAGUAUGAACAAGCUUGUCGCCGCGGAAAAAUUGCCCGACCCGACAACCCAGGCCAGAUUGUCCUGGCGCCGAAAAAUUAGGAAAACCGAUCCCGCAUAA